AUGUUGCGCCCUACAGACUCUCCCAUGCCAAUUGGCAUUGGUUUCCUUCUUUUGUCUUUCGGAGCCAAGUUCACUUCUGCCGUUCCUUACCAAAUUUACCAGCUUAAUGAGCGAGACGUCAACACUGAUACCACUACAACUGAUUCCUUCAUUUCUACUACCACCAGCGCCGUCGCGCCCAUUGACGUUCUUCCUACUACAAGUUCAGACGUUGUUGUGAUCAACACUGAGACUUCAUCCAACAAUGACGCUAUUGUCGUUGACACAACUACCAAUGCUGCUCCUGUGAUUGAGACUCCUACCACUAUUGGCCAGAUUGUUGAUGCUACCACCAGCGCUGAGAUUGCGCCUGUUGGUACCGAGACAUCAGCUAUCGUGGAUGUGUUGAGCAGCACUGAUGCUCCUGUCGUGAACCCUAUUCCUACUACAACCGAUGAACAGACUACAUCGAACUGGAUUCCUCCCGCUGGUACAGAGACCAACGUUGUUGGCACUCCUGGUGCCAGCACUGAUGUUCCCCCUCCUGCUGGUACUGAGACUGCCACUACCAACAAGGCUGUUGAGCCAGUUGGUACGACUACCAAAACUGAUCUUCCUCCUGUUGGAACAGAGACUACGAGCGACGUCCCUCCUCCGGUUGUCGACACCACCACAAACACUGCUGUUCCGGUUGGGACUGAGACUACCAGCAACGCAAUUGAACCUGUCGACACAACCACUGAUCUUCCUGCUCCUGGUCCUGAGACGACCACCACCCAGGCUCAGGCACCCGCUGAGACGACUACCUCGGCUGUCAUCCCUCCUCCAAACACCGACACCAGCGCUGAGGCGCCCCCUCCCGAAACCACAACCGACAAGGCCGAUGCUCCUAGCACCACUGCUCCCGUCAACAACAUCCCCAGCACAACUGAAAAGGCCUCUGAGCCAAGCGACAAGCCCAGCGAUGCCCCUUCAGCCCCCGUCACUGCUCCUCCUCAAGAAGCCACUGCUGCUGCUUCUCAGGCUCAGGUCACUGCCUCAGAGUAUAACUCCAAGGUCGACGACAUCAUCCCUAUCAUUGUCGCUUGGACCAAUAACCCUGAUGGUCUCAAGACAGAUACGCUGAACAAGAUUAAUAACUUGAUCGAUGGUGUCAAGGGUGCUAUCAAGGAUCUUGGCGGUAAUGAAUCUGGUGGUUGUCCCGGUAAGCGACGUCGCGGACUUCUCGACAUUGUCUCCAACGUCAUCAACACCUUGUCUUGUGUCGUCUCCAACCUUGAGGAUGUUACUGGCAAGAUCACUGGUGGCAUUGUCGAGGGCGUCACUCCCAUUGUGAGCACUCUCACCAACAACAGCAAUGAUCUCAAGGAGCAGAGUGAGGAGGAGGAAGAUGAGGAUAAGUCCAAGACUGAGAAGGAGGAGUCUAAGACUGAAGAGGAAGAGUCCAAGACAGAGGAGAGCAAGACGGAGGCCAGUACCACUGAGAAGCCUACCUCCACUGAGGCUGAGACUACGACUUCUGCUGAGACAACUGAGACUACGGGGUCUUGCAAGAUGAGGGAGACUACCAAUGUGCCCGCUGCUUCUGAUACCCAGCCUAAGACUUCGAUUGCUCUGCCUCCCACGAGCGGCGAUGGCGCUACUGGUAGCGAGACCUCUGCUGGUGCGGCCGAAACUGGUACUUCUGAUGUGCCUACCUCCACUGAGGCUGCUGAUGUGACUACCUCCAACCAAGGUCCUGAGUCUACCACCGCUGCUGAGACCUCUGUCCAAGAGACCUCUACCAAGCCUGCCGAUGAGACUAGCACCGCUGAUCAAACCACCAAGACGGAAGAGACCUCCAAGGCCGAGGAGACUGACACUUCAGUCCCCGCUACCACAACACCCAGCACCCUCCUCACAACAACCCGUCCCUCCGACCGAACCACCGACACCAUCACUUCCGGCUCAACCGAGGGCAUCACCACCGCCCCAGUACGCACAUACUACCCCUGCGGCAUCUACGGCGGUCCCCGCGUCACAUCAGCCUACUGCCAGUGCUCCACCACCGUCUCAGGCAAGCAGUACAUCGCGACAGCUACACUCAUCGAUAAUAAAUGUGAAGCCUACACCGAGUAUCCCUCCAAGGUCGACCCAGCUACUGAAUCUCCCCCUCCUACACAAGCACCCAUCAACGAACCUCUCACCAAGACCAUUGAUGGAACUGUCCUCGCCUGGACUGCCUACACCCUUGCGUAUGGACAGGUUUACAAGGACGUCACAGCUACCUUCUCCAACGGUAUUGGCGACGUAAAGACUAUCGCUACACCGGUCCCUACGCAGACUCACGUCGAUAACGAUGGAUCUGGGCAGUGCGGUACUAGCGACGGUCUCUCUAAGUCCGGUCUCGGUGACGCAUGUGAUCGCGCCAUUGGUGAAUUCCAAGACGAUACCAUCUACACGGGCUACACUACGCGCUACAGCCGCUCUAAGAAGGGUCUUCUCAUGGUCAUGUCUAUGGGACAGGCUGCUUGUAUUGCCAAGUUUAGCUGUGAUGACUAUGGUAUCGGUAUGAGCGGUAAGCUCAUCAAGGAAGCACGUGAGAAUGCGAAGAACAAUGACAACAUUUGGAUGUGUGGACACAUUGAGUUGUCGAACUCUUGUAAGGUUGUUAUGGAUUACUGUACGAACUGUAACAAUGAGGGCUAA
Fusarium odoratissimum NRRL 54006 is the source of this 2667-nucleotide messenger RNA. RefSeq lists its product as uncharacterized. The transcript has 3 exons. The coding region runs from base 1 to 2667 and encodes 888 amino acids. Lineage: Eukaryota; Fungi; Ascomycota; Sordariomycetes; Hypocreales; Nectriaceae. The record is from RefSeq and is a predicted model, not a curated record.